Messenger RNA from Gongylonema pulchrum, 1056 nucleotides. NCBI's taxonomy places the organism in Eukaryota, Metazoa, Nematoda, Chromadorea, Rhabditida, Gongylonematidae. The record is from the annotation of a GenBank genome assembly.
AUGUGCAGUCCAUGUCGCACAAAGGUGAUCUUUUUUAAGGUACCAACCAGUGGAACAGUUCCAGAAUCAAGUCGAGUCAGGAUAUCGGGUGAUGCAAAAAGAAGGGAAGUUCAUAACGGUUUUGGUGCAGGUUGGAAUUCGGUGGCAGACUACGAGUCCGAAACACGAAAGCUCGCAGCAGUUGCCAUGGCUGAUGAAAUAUUUUUGGACCAAAGUCGAUCGAUUUUUAAACCAAGGGAUCAGCACUUUAAUGGAUUAGUUGACGUGCCGAAUGGAUGUAGUCCGGGUCAUUUCCCAGUGAAUUUCAAAACAGGAGGACCGUCCUGUACUGAAACAUUUGCUAUGGCGAAUGGAUAUCAGAAUCAGCCGACUUUUAAACGGAGAGAUCCUUUCAUUGCUGGGGCGGCUGUCAAGCAAGCUGAAAUUCAUGUGGAUCAGAAUUCAAUGAAACAGCAAGAUUCGCGCGCUAUUCCAGCAGUUGCUACGCCGACCAAGAUUUUUCCAGACCAGAAUUCAGUGAAUUUCGCUGCGGGGAGCUUCCCGAAUAAUGCAGCGUUUGCUGUUCAGGGUGGAAAUUUUCCGAAUCAAAAUCCACUUGUUUUCAUGCCAGGUGCGCACUGCGCUACAGCUGCCAUGGAGGAUGGAAAUUAUAUGGAUCGAAAUGUAAUAAAUUGCAAGCGAACAGAUUCGCACAUUGCUGCGGGAACAUUCACACAGAACGGGAGUAUGGAUCAGAAUCCAGUGACUGUCGGAACAAAAGACUUCCAGACCCCUGCGGCAUCACUUAUGCAGGAUGGGAAUUUUCAACAUCAGAAUCCAGUGACUUUCAAAACCAGAGAUCCGCUUAUCUCUGCCACAAAUGUAUUGCCAGGUGGGAACCACGUGGACUGGACUGCGACGGAUAUUAGAGCAACUGGUCAAGGCAAAGUUGCGCCAGCUGCGAAAGUGAAGGAUAAUGGUUCGAUUAACACGUGGAAAGAUUUAGAAGAUGAGUUGGACAUGAUCGCCAUGGUUGAUGCGAUACUGGAAGAAGCCAAGAGGUGUGUUUGUAGUUGA